CGCGUGCCCAGUGCGCUUAUGACCGUGAACGAAUACACAAAAUCACAUCCUAUGUAGCUAAUUGAUGGUGUUUCCAACUCAGACAGUAAUUAUGUGCCUCUUUAGCCAUUACAGUUUAUUAUUAUUAUUAUUUCUAUGAGAUGACAGGUGCUCAUGUUCAUAGUGUCUCAUUAGAAAUGGAUGUUUGUCCCUCUCAGAGUUAUUUCUAUAACUGUUUUACAGUCUGAAUCUAUAUGAUUCCCUAACUUUGUUCCACAACUCUUGCAAAAUUAACGUCUCCUAUAAAGUGACAGGUCAGUAGUCAAGUGCUUGCCAUAACACGAGUAUGAAUAAUUGAUUUUUUAUAAAUAAGUUGAGGUGUAUAUGAAGAUCAGCUGAAAGCAAUUUAGUUUUCAUCAGUGGUGUUUUUCCUGACCUUUAUUCAUUGCGCCUAAAUACUGUCAGGUUUUAACGUGAGGAGAUUAUGGUGAUGCUCUUGAGCUCACUGAGGUCAUUUAUAAAUUAUGUCAUCACAUCCCUAGCCUGGGUGCUCUGGAGCUGUAUGUACCACAUCCCCUUGAAAGUUCAACAUGGCCUCCUGUAAUCCUCUUCUAUCCUUAAUCUGCGCUGUCCCGCUGCAUGGGCGACCUCCCGUGGUCAGUAGAGGUAAAGAGAAAAGUGUCAACUUGCAUCCAUUUUUGUAAUUCCAAACACUUGUAGCAAAUGGGGGAAACGCUUGAGGACUUCAAGCACUAACAACUGUAGCUAUGUGUGGUAAAUUAUGUGUCCUUUAUUUAGCUGAAUAUGAUUUUCAUUUUGAAAUCCCUUCCUUUUUGUUUUGUUGCAGUGUGAAUUGGGGAUUGCAAAUUGAUUCUUCAAUGUAAAAGCCUGCCCUUGGAUAUAUGGCUACCCCUUCAUGGGUGUUUUGUUGGAAAAUGCCAAUCUUUGCUCAAUUGCAGAACAAACUUCCCUCCACUUUACAGCCCUCCCUCCAGUUUGUCCAUGGAAGACCACAUUUAAAAAGUAACCCCACCUGAAACUUCACAAAGCCCAAUCAGCUAUAGAAAUGUCAGAGCAGACGGCACACCCUCUUUUGUUCAAAACCAAUCAGAGUGGAAGUGUGGCAUUUUGCCUGAGGGGAAAACUUACCCCUGGAUGCGUUAAUUACGCAUCACUUAGCUGUUGCCAAUGUGUUCACAACGGAGGAUCCUCUUUUGGGUUUUUUACAACGACUGUCUUCAUUCUUUGGUCAAUCUAGUAUGGAAAGUAGACAACAAUGGCUUACCAGGCUGAAAAAUGAACUUAGUAACAGUCCUCUGGUAUCAAAUGUGGCUUUUGGCUUUAUCCUCAUGGGACUAGAGAAGCUGGUGGAGCUGGAGUUUGAGUGUCCUUGCAGUCCUAAAUGGAACGGAUUGUUUUCAUCAGCAUUCUUCAUCAUUCCUGCCGUCAUGGCCUUCACUUUGAUGCUGAUCAUUCAAGGAUGCAGAUGUGAUAUGUGGUGCAGGAAAACUGUGUCCCUCUCCAGUUUUGUUCCCGCUAUCGUGUGGCUGAUUUUAUUGUUCCUCGAUGGCCAAUACUUUGCUUGUGCUAUGACAGACUGGGAGGGUAGAUUUGUACUAGUUGACAAGGCAGCUCCACAGAAAUGGUGUGAGCCAAUUAGAGAGGGAGAUGUCACCACACAAGAACUAAUGCUCCGCUCACAACAGCUGUUUGUGUUUUCUCAGGUUAUAGGCAUAGUCCUCCUCAUUUUCAUCUGUAUGGGUCUCAUAGUGUAUGUAAUCAGAGAAAGCUGCCAACAAGAUGUGGAGAUGCAGGAUGCAAAUGUAGCUGAGCUCACUGUGCUCAGGAUGAGCUCUCUAAGGACCCGGACAUCUUGAGGGGACACACACCGCCCACCACACCUGCCCUGCUGGCACAGAUACUUGUAAAUACUUGGAACAGACAUUUACUAUAAGUUUUUGUAACUGCUGUACCAUUUGAGUAUUUUCCUCAUGGAAGCGGGAUAUACAGUGCCUUUGAAUAGCCACUGAUGCUGCCAAAUGAAGCCUC
This is a messenger RNA of Haplochromis burtoni (Burton's mouthbrooder), 2028 nucleotides long. RefSeq names its product calcium homeostasis modulator protein 6. The transcript is spliced from 2 exons. Gene Ontology annotation, molecular function: monoatomic cation channel activity. Lineage: Eukaryota; Metazoa; Chordata; Actinopteri; Cichliformes; Cichlidae. The coding region runs from base 1239 to 1856 and encodes 205 amino acids. The record is from RefSeq and is a predicted model, not a curated record.